Molecule: messenger RNA, 759 nt
Organism: Macrosiphum euphorbiae (potato aphid)
Lineage: Eukaryota; Metazoa; Arthropoda; Insecta; Hemiptera; Aphididae
Source: the annotation of a GenBank genome assembly
AUGGUCUAUAAGUGUUGUGUGGCUGGUUGUAGCCAAAAAUAUAUUAAAGGCCUGAGUUUGUUCAAAGUUCCAUUUCAAGAUGCUAUACGGUCAAAAAAAUGGACGAAUGUGAUAGGGAUAAAUGAAACCAGAAAUAAAAAUUGCUUUGUUUGUGAAAAACAUUUUAAAAGUUGUGAUUUUGAUCACAAUGGAGUUGGUGUUAAUGUUAAAAGAUUGAAAUUCUCUGCGGUGCCCAGUUUGUUUUUACCGGUGAUUGAAAUAGUUAAUGAAGAAUAUGAGCAUAGACAUAACAAUAUGGAAUCGUCAUUUGAUUUUGAGGAAAUUGAAUUGAAGAAUGACAAUCUUACUAAUGAAAAUUUACCAUUGAACAGAAAUGAAAAUAAUGACAGUAUUUGUAAUGAAAAAUCACCAAUUAAAAUAAAUGACGCAACGCCAAAAACACUAUUUCCUCAAUCUUUGACUAGCUAUCAAGAAAUAUUGUGUGUUUAUUGCAAUAUAAGACAGAGCAUUUUGAAAACCAGAGAAUAUUAUUUAAAAAAACUAGCUGAAAUAAAAGAAGAAGAAAGUAAACUACCUUUAUCUUGUCUUUGCAAAAAUAAUGAAAAUAUCAAGUCAAAUAAACAAUUGAUGACACCUUUGGAUAAAAGAUGUAAUUACAAUUGUUCUACUCCAAGUCCAAAAUCACACGCGAGACGCGCCUUUAUCCUUGAUCAUUCAUAUACAUCAUCUCCUUCAAAGUUGAUUAAACACAAAAACUAA